Molecule: messenger RNA, 2081 nt
Organism: Limulus polyphemus (Atlantic horseshoe crab)
Lineage: Eukaryota; Metazoa; Arthropoda; Merostomata; Xiphosura; Limulidae
Product: mediator of RNA polymerase II transcription subunit 7-like
Exons: 2
Coding region: 573-1229 (218 amino acids)
Biological process (GO): regulation of transcription by RNA polymerase II
Cellular component (GO): mediator complex; core mediator complex
Molecular function (GO): transcription coregulator activity
Source: RefSeq, a predicted model, not a curated record
UUAAUAUUACUUCAAUGCUUGUUAAUGGAUAAUAGUAUUAGUAGUAAAAGUAAAACAUUGAAAAGAAGAGCGUGAUGCAGAUUUUUAGUAAUUUGUUAAGCGUUAAUAAUAAUAUGAAGUGUUAUCGUUAGGCCUAACACUUAACAUAUUUAUUAUUAAUAGUUAAAAUAAUACAAUAUGUGCUUUGUAAGUGUGCCCGAUACAUUAGUAGUUAUGCAAUUUUCAAGUACACAGUAGUAUUGUGUUACGAUGAAGUGGUAGUACCCAAGAGCUAGAUAGUAAGAUACAUAGCCAAAUAACUUUUAACUGACAGUAACAGUGAUAGAGCAAGAGAUAUAAUAAAGGAAAGUACUACUUCAAGUAGCAAUGAUGCAGUUUUUAUUGUGCACGUAGGGACUAAUGAUGUUGAGAAAGGCCUGUUCAACAAGGUUCUUUACAUAAUGAUCGUCAUGAGUUCACCAUUCAGCAGUGAGAAUUAAAACCAGCCUAUCGUUACAACUACAGCUGGUAUUCUCAAGCUUUGGAUACUUUAUUUAAUCAGUUGAAAAAAAAUAUUGAGAAUUAGAGUUAAAAUGUCAGAAUCAACUCAGGUAAGCUCCCUGCCAUUACCUCCUAUGCAGUAUGUUAACUGGUACACAGAUGAGAACAUUGAAAGAGGGGUGGCUCCUUCCCCUCCGAGACCUAUCCAAGAAUCAUAUUCAAUGUUUGGUGUGCAAUUUCAAACUGAUGAUGUCAUAAUCAGACCUUUGGAAACUCAAGGGAUUCGUCGGCUUUAUCCACAGAAUUAUGAUCAUAAAAGAGAACUCAAAAAACUUAAUCAUUCAAUUCUUGUGAAUUUUCUUGAUUUACUUGAUAUACUUAUACGUUGUCCUGACACUUCAAAACGAGAAGAAAAGCGAGAUGACAUAAAAUUACUUUUUAUCCACAUGCACCAUUUGAUUAAUGAAUUUCGACCUCACCAAGCCAGGGAAACUUUGCGUGUAAUGUUAGAAGUACAAAAGCGUCAACGUUUAGAAACUGCAGAACGUUUUCAAAAACACUUGGACAAGGUCCGAGAACUUUUACAGAAUACAUUAUCAAGUCUUCCAGAAACAGCAGAUUUGGUCAGCAAACUGAUGGUGCCUACAGAGUUCCUGGAUACAAGUGACACACAAGGAAAACCUGAUGCAGAGACAGAAGAUUGUCAUAGAUUAGAUAAGUUAAUGUGCAACAUUAUUGAUACACUUUAAAACAAGAAUUCAAGCUGUUCUAGUUGUUACUAAGUUGAAUUUAAUCAACCCAAACAAGUGAUAAUCUUCAAAUAAAAAAUGUUUGGUGAUAGAUCAGUUAAAUAUGAAUGCAAUUAAUUGAAAACAAGAGGAGUUAUAAGCUUCUUGUCAAGCUUAUGAUUCUGUUUAUUAAAUGGUCAAACUUAUGAUUCUGUUUAUUAAGUGGUCAAGCUUAUGAUUCUGUUUAUUAAGUGGUCAAGCUACCUGUAAUAUUAGUAAACAUGUAUAAGAUGUAAACUUGGGCGAUACAUGGGACAACCACUAAUAGAAGACUGGGGUACUGGUAAACUAUGUAGGGGUCUCUAUACAUUAAUAAAUUGAUUAUUAUAGUAUACAGUGUGUAUCUAUAUGUUAUCUCUUGGGUUCUCUGUCAUUACUUUUCUUCCCACCAGUAUUUACUCAUGACUCGUAAAAUUCCUAGUAGUUAAGAAAGAAUUGUUAAUAAUUAAUAUACUAUAAAAUGUAUAGGCAAGUAAACUAAACUUAUUUUAUAUAUUAUUUUUAGUUCCACACAGUAGUAACCUAUAUUACUUGAAAUGUAUGUCAUACCUAAAGAAAUGUCCAUAAAUUCGAAAGCUGGUAAUGAAAUACAAAGCUUAUAAAGAAAAACAAAUCCUAUAGUGCUUACUUAUAUUGAUGAAUAAAACCAUUUCAAGUAACAAUAAUACUGUAAAAAAUUCUGGUGCUGUUAGAAAUUAUACAAAACACUAAGUAGCUGCUUAUAAUGUGUUGAUUUUCGCAUUCCAAAGAGUGCCUGCUUUCAUAUUAUUUGAAACUAAUUAAUUAUUUCUUUCAUUUCACAGGUAAAUACAA